AUGACGGCCGCCACCACCAUCACCACCAUCUUCAUCACUCUCUGUCUGAUCUCAGGCCAGGUACUUUGUUUUAAAGUGAUUGGCUGCACUGGAGGGAGUGUAAUGUUCAAGUGCAUGUAUAAGUCUGAUGAGCAACAUAACGCAAAACCCCCGAACCAGAGAGAGCCUAAUGAUCAGCAUAAAGGAAAGUAUUUCUGCGGAAACAGAGACUGUACGACAGGAAUCAGUACUGAGACUCAGCGCCGCUGGGAUUAUAAUGAGAGAUUCGCUCUGUAUGACGAUGAAAACAGCAGAUUCUUCACAGUGUUUAUCAGGCACCUCAGCAGAGAGGAUGAUGGGAAAUACACAUGUGGAAACAAGCAGAAAUGGAGUCAUGAUGUUGAGUUAGUGGUGAACAACACGUCUUCUUCUUGUGGGACGUCUGUUAUCCAGACUGCAUAUAUUGGUCAAACGAUCACUUUCAGUUGUGAAUAUGACCAUAAGUUUAAAAAACACACCAAAGUCUUCUACAGAGUGAAGGGAGAUCCUGUGCUUGUGCUGAACAGCUCUCAAUCAUCUCAAUCAUCUGAAGAGAAGUUCAUCCUGACUGACAGACAGAAAGAUCACUUUACUGUGACCAUCAGAGACAUUUCUGCAGCGGAGCGUGGAGUUUAUUUAUGUGGAGUGGAGAGAGACGGAUCUGAUAAACCACCUUCAGAAACAUCAAUUACUCACAUAACCUUCAUUAAGGAGAUUGAGCUGAAUGUUUCUAGUCAAAUAACUUCUGUCCAGGUUGAGGCCUACAUCAGUAAAGCAGUCUUCAUCACGUGUAAAUUUCCACAAGAAUUCAUAGAAAACAAGAAAUUCAUCCAGAAAGAUUCAUCACAGAAGAUCCCUGUUGAUGAACAGAAUCAGUGGGUCCCUCAUGAUAAAGUGCUCAUGUAUGAUGAUACCAGUGAAGGAGUUUUGAAGGUUUUUAUCAGAGAUUUAACAGCAGCUGAUGAAGGAACGUACAGAUGUGGAGUGAAUACCGCUGACGAUCAUCUGUUCACUGAGAUCACACUGAUAGUCAAUCGAGUUGAUCAUUUUCAUGCAUCAAGCGAAUCAGCUGCUGUUAUUGGUGAACGUGUGAAACUCAGCUGCAGUUACCCUGAGAAACACGAGACCAUCAAACACAUCUGCAAAGAGAACAAGAAGAAGAAGAGAACACCAAAAAAUACGUCAUCUCAUCAGACAGAAGAGAGACGGGAGAUCAUGAAGCUGCUCAAGAGGAGAUUCAAGUCUCAGAUCCUGAAUCAACUCACCUCUAUUCGACAGUACAGUCCUCCACAUCCCCCUCUGAUGGGCUCCUGUAUGCUGCUGUCAGUUUCCAGAAGCAUGAAGAGUCUCGCAGCGAUACUACAGUCAGAUUCAGAAAAGAGGAGACUCACUGGAAUCCAUGAUAAAGCCUAA
Molecule: messenger RNA, 1431 nt
Organism: Sinocyclocheilus anshuiensis
Lineage: Eukaryota; Metazoa; Chordata; Actinopteri; Cypriniformes; Cyprinidae
Product: polymeric immunoglobulin receptor-like
Exons: 8
Coding region: 1-1431 (476 amino acids)
Cellular component (GO): plasma membrane
Molecular function (GO): transmembrane signaling receptor activity
Source: RefSeq, a predicted model, not a curated record